This is a messenger RNA of Dictyostelium discoideum AX4, 1638 nucleotides long. RefSeq lists its product as hypothetical. NCBI's taxonomy places the organism in Eukaryota, Evosea, Eumycetozoa, Dictyosteliales, Dictyosteliaceae. The transcript has a single exon. The record is from RefSeq and is a predicted model, not a curated record. Bases 1 to 1638 code for a protein of 545 amino acids.
AUGAUAAGUAGUUUUUUAAAAAAGUCAGAAAAAGAAUAUACAGAAGAAGAGAUUAAAAUUGAAUCAAGGUUAUUACAUAAGAAUGUAAAGGAAGGAAAUGUUAAACAAGUGAAGAAACUUUUAGGUAAAAAGGGUAAAUUAAUUAUAAAUACCGUCGAUGAUUUGGAUCAAUCAUCAUUGAUGAUAGCAGCAAGAAACAAUAAUUUGGAAAUGUUUGAAUUGGUAUUAUCACAUUAUAAAAUUUGUAAGGUAGAUAUAAAUAUACCAGACAAGAAUGGGUAUACAUGUUUACAUCAUUUCCUCUCGAUGACCGAUAUUGAUAUACGUAUGAUUUACAUUCUAUUGGAAUGUGAAGAUAUUCAUGUCAAUGUGAACAAUCGUGAUUUGAAUACACCAUUUCAUUAUUUCUGUCAAAAGUUUCGUGCACAAAAUAAUGGUCAAUUAAAGGAGGUUUUCGAUAUACUCAUUAAAAAAGGUGUGAAUGUCAAUGCCAUCAAUAAGAAUGGUGAAUCACCACUCCACAAAGCAAUUUUCAAUACUACAGUGGCUCAAGGUAUGAUUACAUUACUCUUGGAGAAUAAAUCCAAUGUGAAUAUAGUCAAUAAGAAUGGUGAGUCACCACUUCACUAUUGCGUUAGAAUGGGUCGUGCCGAUUUGGUUUCCAUACUUCUUCAAUAUGGCGCCGAUCGUAGUGCCGUCGCCAAAGAUAAUAAACCACUCUAUCAAAUUGCAAUCGAUGAAAACUUUACAAAGUUAGCCGAUCUUCUUAGAGAGGGUGGUGAUAUGUCAAAGAUUUCCGAUGGUGCCUCCACUGAACUUUUAUCUCUUCUUCAAAAUCCAACACUUCGUGAAGACUUUAGGAAGUUUUUAAGAGAAGAAUUAAUCUGUGAAGAGAAUAUAAACUUUUAUACUGACGUUGAAGCUUACAAAUACUUAAAGGUUGAUUACAAUAGAUUACUCAAAGAAUUCUAUAGAAUAUAUGAAAAAUACAUUAUCGAUGAUUCACCUUGUGAAAUUAAUGUUCCCUACUCUAUAAAGUAUAAUAUUUUAAAUUUUAAGAAAACACUACCUUCCGUUGAAUUAUUAAGUGGUGGUAGUAGUAUGAGUCUAGAUAAAAUUCAUUCAAGUCAAAGUAAUAAUAGUAUUUGUAGUAGCAAUAGUAAUGAAAACAUUUGUAAUAGUAAUAAUAAUAGUAGUUUAAGUAUUGGUAAUGGUAAUAAUAGUGGAAGUACUUUUAGUAGUAAUAAUAGUUUAGGUAGUGGUAUAAGUAGUGCCAAUUCUUCUUUUUGUUUACCAAAUAAUUCACCCUCUCCUUCUUCUAUGACUGUAACUGUAACUGAUACUGAUAAUUUAAAUAAUAAUAAUACCAAUAAUAACAAUAAUAUUAAUAAUAAUAAUAAUAAUAAUAAUAAUAAUAAUAAUAAUAAUAAUAAUAAUAAUAAUAAUAAUAAUAAUAAUAAUAAUAGUCAACAAUCAUCACCCUCUUCAUCAACUCCAUCUUCACCAAUUAUUUCUGGUAAUAAUUUGGAUGUUGAAAAACUUCAAUCAAUUUUUAAUAUUGCUCAACAUCACAUUUUUAAUUUAAUGGCAAGUGAUUCUCUUGCAAAAUAUAAAAAAAAAUCAUUUUUAAAUAAAUAA